Messenger RNA from Sordaria macrospora k-hell, 1506 nucleotides. The record is from RefSeq and is a predicted model, not a curated record. Lineage: Eukaryota; Fungi; Ascomycota; Sordariomycetes; Sordariales; Sordariaceae.
AUGGCCGCGACUACAAAUGGCGAGCCUUCCGCAACGGCGGCUUCACUUGACAACAUCAAGCCGCCGCCUGGAGUUAUCAUCCCGCCACCGGGCGAGAUUCGCGAGGCGAUCGAGAAAACGGCCGGAUAUGUUAUGCGUGGUGGACUGGGGCUCGAACAGCGCAUUCGCGAAAACCAUGGCAAGAACCCGAAAUUCAGCUUCUUGAUGACCUCGAGCGACCCCUACAACGCGUACUACGAAUGGCGAAAAUCAGAAAUCAAGGCCGGACGCGGCACCGCCGUUGCCGCUGGUCGCGUCGGCGAGGCUGCCGCAGCCCCAGUCAAGGAAGAGCCAAGGGGCCCUCCCAAGCCGCCCGACUUCCAAUUCUCAGCCCGUAUGCCUCGUAUGAGCCAGAAAGACUUGGAAAUUGUGCGACUAACCGCCCUGUUCGUCGCAAUGAAUGGCCGCCCAUUCAUGACACAGCUCUCCCAGCGUGAGGCCAGCAACCCGCAGUUCCAGUUCCUGAUACCGAACCACACCUUCCAUAACUUCUUCCAGAGCAUGGUCGACCAGUACUCCAUCCUCUUGCGCGAAAGCGGUGUCAACGGACAAGGCAACCAGGCACAACAAGAACGCAUUGCCGAACUCAAGCUGAACGUUGACGACAAGUACCACGUGCUGGCGCGUGCCAAACAGAGGGCCGAGUAUGCGAUCUGGCAGGAGGCUGAAAAGGCGAAGAAGGAGGAGGAGGAGGAAAAGAAGAAAAUCGAGUUUGCUCGGAUCGACUGGAAUGACUUUGUGGUCGUUGAGACCAUUGUCUUUUCGGAAUCAGACGACCAGGCUAACUUGCCCCCUCCCACAACGCUCAACGACCUCCAGUAUGCUUCUCUAGAAGAGAAGAACAAAAUGUCGAUCAGCUCGAACCUGCGGAUCGAAGAGGCCUUCCCCUUCGAAGAUACCAACUACAACGCUUACCCCCGCAACAAUACGGACCAUUCGAGGCCAGAAGAGGAGGAUGCGGCGCAGAGAGCGCGGGCGGAACAAGAGGCUAGGGCACGAGUGCAACCAACCGGCGGACUGGCGCCCAUGAAGAUCAAGGAUAACUAUGUUCCUCGUGCAGCGCAGCGCGCGGCCAACAAGUUCGGUUCACAAAUGGCUUUGUGCCCCAACUGCAAACAGCAAAUUCCCCUUAACGAACUGGACGAGCAUAUGAGAAUUGAACUCCUUGAUCCACGGUGGAAGGAACAAAAGGCCAAGUCAGACGCGAGAUUUGCUACAACUAACCUCUCAACCGUGGACGUUGCCAACAAUCUCAAGCGACUGGCUAGCGCACGUACCGAUCUUUUCGAUGCAGUAACUGGCCAACCCGUAUCCGAGGAAGAACAAGCCCGAAGGAAGAAGGUGGCGAUGCACAGUUACGACGGAAAUCCCGAUGGCAGGAGUCAGGCACACAUCAACCAGCUGCAGACCUUCAACCUCGACGAGCAGAUCAAGGCCAUCCACCAAAAGUUUGCCGACAAGAAGUGA